Molecule: messenger RNA, 822 nt
Organism: Rotaria sp. Silwood1
Lineage: Eukaryota; Metazoa; Rotifera; Eurotatoria; Philodinida; Philodinidae
Source: the annotation of a GenBank genome assembly
AUGAACAAUACUACUACUGCUCAAAGCAAUCAUGAUACAGGUGAUAAUGCUUGGAUGAUGACAUCUACUGCAUUAGUUUUACUUAUGACACCAGCAUUAGCUUUUUUCUAUGGUGGUCUUGUUGAUAGAAAAAAUAUUCUAAAUCAACUUUUUCUAUCAUUUAUUUGUAUGGGUAUUGUUUUUUUACAAUGGGUUUUAUUUGGUUUUUCAUUUGCAUUUGGUCCUCCUGUUAGUGUUGGUUUUGGAUCAUUUCGAUGGGCUGUAUUACGUUUUGGUGAAUAUGAUAAUACAAUCUAUAGCCCAACAUAUCCAUUAUUAACAUAUGCUGCAUAUCAAGGUACAUUUGCUAUUAUAACACCAGCUCUUAUUUCUGGUGCAAUUGUUGGUCGAAUGAAAUUAGUUCCUUAUAUGAUAUUUAUUUUUAUAUGGACAACUGUUUGUUAUGAUCCAAUGGCUCAUUGGGUAUGGGGUAGUAAUGGUUGGUUGAAACACUUGGGUACACUUGAUUUUGCUGGUGGAACAGUAGUCCAUAUCUUAUCUGGUGUAUCUGGUCUUGUUGCAUCACUUAUUCUUGGUAAACGAUCUGAUUAUGAUCCACAUAGUACUGUCGAUCAUAAUCUUCCAUUCACUAUAUUGGGUACUUGUUUACUCUGGGUUGGUUGGAAUGGUUUCAAUGCUGGUUCAGCUAAUGGAGCAGAUGGUUUAGCUGCUCUUGCUCUAAUUAAUACAAAUGCAGCAGCUGCUACUGGAUUAGUGACAUGGGUAGUUAUUGAUGCUAUUCGUGGUCAUGUAUCUAUUUCAGGUUCAUGUCUUGGUCCAAUA